CCUUCUUGGUUGGUGACUGCUGCUCCACAAAGUUAAGUGAAGUUCAAACUCGUGUUUCUCAAUUCAAAUCAAUUCAAAGGGCUUUAUUGUCAUGGGAAACAUGUCAACUUUGCCGAAGCAAGCGAAAUACAUAAUAAACUAAAUUGAAAUAAACAAUACACAUUUACAGUAAACAUUACAUUCACACAAGUUCCAAUGGAAUAUAGCCAUUUCCAAUUGUGUAAAGUACUUAUGUAGAAUACUUGAAAAUACUACUUAAGUCGUUUACUCUACUACUUAGAAUUUUGACGUUUACUUUUUCUUCACGACAUUCCUUUAAAAAAGUAUGUACUUUUUACUCCCUACAUUUUCCCUGAUACCCAAAAGUACUCGUUACAUUUUGAAUGCUUAGCAGGACAGGGAUAUUGUAUAAUUGACAUCCCUGGUCAUCCCUACUGCCUCUGAUCUGACGGACUCACUAAACAUAUGCUUGGUUUGUAAAUUAUGUGUGUUGGAGCGUGCCCCUGGCUUUUACUUUUGAUACUUAAGUAUAUUUGAGCAAUUACAUUUACUUUUGUACGUAAGCAGAUUUAAAACCAAAUACUGUUAGACUUUUACUCAAGUAGUAUUUUACUGGGUGACUUUCACUUUUACUUGAGUCGGAGUUCCAUAAAGCCCAUUUCAAAUUUCCAUUAGCGCUGCGCUCCAGACCCUAAAACUGAUCAUGAGUAAAACCCUUCGCUUUAUACGGUUAUCCAUAAGAAAAGUUGACAUAAUGCAGUUUACUUUAAAUCACCUCUGAGCGAAUUGAUCAAAAGUACCAAUUUGACUGGAAAAACGAGAACACGUCAACCCUGAAUGUCCCCGAAACAAGCGUGCCACGACCACAGCUCGCGGGAGACUCUCUCAUUGGUCGGAUUUUGGCCACGGAGGAAAUUCGGUUAAACUGAACCGUGGUGCACAGGCUAUGAUAUGAACAGGCAAAAGCGGUGAGGGAGGAACGCUUUUCUCCAAUCGAACAGUAAUUUGCGCCACUCAUGUUGUUAACAAGGCAGCAUGAUGCAUAGUUCAGAAACAUACAUUUUUUUUCUCCAUAAAAUGUUCAAACUAGUUUUUAUUGAGUAGGCAGAUAAAGCAUUUUUAUCCAAAUAAAUCACUUGUGCAUGUGUGAACACAAACUCCUAUGCAAAACCGAAAUUUAGGAACAGUGCACAUAGAAAUAGCACACAGAGAACAGAUCAACCGCUUCUAAGACUUGCUUUCAACGAGAAUGACAGAUCUAUAACAUGUAUUUCUAUGUGAAUUUGGUCGGGUCCAAUGAAGCCAUUUUUAUCUCAAUGUAAAAUCAUUUUUGGGUAACAGUUAAGCACUUACUGUGAUUGUUUUCAAUUAAAAGGGUCAAAAAUAAACAAAAAUAGCUUGUUAGCGAAGAACAAUUUCUCAAGCAAGAAUUGUGCUAGGACUGUCUGGGAGUGGUCUGAGUUGGGAAAACUCAAAACUAGCUGUUUUUGACAGAGAAGUUUAGAACUUUCUUUCUUCCUGAUUUGUUCACUCCUUUGGCCAGGCAAGCAGGCUGACAUUUCAAGAGUCGUUUCAAACGGCUCCUACAUUAAAAGGGCAUUAUCAUCAUUUUCACAAUUUCACUGUAUUAUUCCAACCAAUAUAUAAAACAUAGCACAUCACGUUUUUGACUGCACUGGGCCUUUAAUAAAUAACGUAUGGAAAUGAACAAGGAAGUAGUAUGGGCUGGGGUGUUCCUUUGCUGUAGUGGGUAUUUUGGCUCAUUGCCCGAGACUAUCAUAAUAGACUGCCAGGUUUACCCCUUUACCGUAACUUCCAAGUCCUUCCUUGUUGAGUAAAUAAGGGGUUAAAUAACUUUUUAUACCCUGACAGUAAAAAGUGUGUAAUUUUGGGAGGGAUUCGAUGAUUUCCUCCUUUAGCCUACAUUCGAUAUUACAAAAACCCUACAAUUAUUGUGCAAGAUGAAAGGAGGAUUGUAACAAUAAAUGACUCUGAUGAACGUUAUCAUUAUGGCCAAGACUAUUUACGACAAAAAUCAACAAUAAAAAUUAAGAGAUCUGUAGAGACAGAUAUAAUUUAUCCAGAUUCUACGAUCGUACUCAAUCCCAAUCUCCUUUUUUUUAAUCAUGAAUUCUCCUGGCCCUAAAUUAUAAUAGUGUUUAUGUUAAUAGUGAUAAUUUAUAGUAAUAAAUGGCUAAUGUUGUUAUACUAGGUUAUUCACCUCUUUGUUCCCAGAUAAGUAAAUGAUCGCAUCUCGUAUGCACAGUCACUAUCAGGAAACUGCUCGGCUUUUGACGGGAGGAUGUCGAGAAUGACAGUAGAGGGAGAAGAUCGAGAGGAAGUUGCACUCUUAAAAAACAGAAUAUAUGACUGAUGUGAUGUGAGAGGAACUCUGAAACAACAAGCAAGACUUCAGCAAAGGUCAAAUGGAGCAGGCUUUUCUUUUGGUUUUACAUGUAGUCUUAUGGCCAACUCUUGCAGCCUUGUUCACAGUGGAGGUGGACAGUCUCUCACACGUGGCAGAGUUCCACGGUGAUGUCACCAUGGGCUGCAGGUUCCAACCUGGGGGCUGGGACCCGAAGCUGUCAGUGGUAUGGCAACGGGUCCAGCCUCUUCCAGAUGUAGAGGUGUACAGGAUGGAUAACGGACAGGAGGACCUCACUUCUCAGAAUCUCCAGUACCACGGCAGGGCACGGUUGGUGUCGGAGGAGCUGACCAAUGGCUGGGCCAAGCUACAUGUGUCCAGUCUGAGGAUUAACGACUCUGGGGUGUACCGAUGUCUUGUGGAAUUGGGGGGAGCUGAUUAUAAACAGACCACUUUGACUGUCAAAGCUACCUAUAAGACUAUCAUUAAAAGCAUGCAGAGACGUGGGGGAGAUGAGGUGGAGCUGGCCUGUGAGUCUGAGGGCUAUCCUCUUGCCACAAUCAACUGGAGAGACAAGAGUCUCAGGAACAUCAAAUCCAACGACACCGUUGUGAAAACUCCAGACCAGCUUUUCCAUGUCACCAGCAAGAUAAUGGUCAAAUACUCUGAGAAAAACAACUAUACAUGUGCCUUGGUGGAGAAAGGUGAAGCUACAAAGGGUCCAUCAGCCAGGUUUGACAUCCCAGAUGAAAUACCUGUGAUUGAGAGUAAACCUAACACCCUUUCUAUUGUAUUGGGCACGACAUUGACGGUGGCUAUGAUCAUUGCAGCUACCAUCUUCGGGUAUCGCAGACAGAAAGGGAGGCUCAGGACCCUCAAGCUCUAUCACCCUCCUGGGCUCAACAGAGACGUGACCUCUGACCUGCCUGGACCCCUUUUGGCAGCUCCAACUGAUCCUGGUGAUAGACUGUUUGUGACUGUCAGUGACCUGUACCAGGAGGCAACAGAAAAAGAGACUCCUCACUGAGACUGUUAACUGCCAGGAGAAGACUGAGAACACAAAAGACUCAUGUACACACAUUGUCAACGAAAAGUUUAAUCAUGCUACAUUUUCUGUUAUCUAAAAGUUACGCCGGUUGGCGUUUCCACUGACGACCAAUUAUGUUAAUGAGAGGAAGCCCAGUUGCCGGAGAAGAUGGAGCGAGAUGGAUUUUGGCCAACAUUGCUAAUUUUCUCAUUGAUUAAACAUUUGAUCUCCAUACAGUUUUCUGUUACCAAAACUAUAAUCUGUAAAAAACAGAGUGGAUUUCAUUUUAUAGACUUGAACUUUUGCCAAUUAUUAUUUUUUUAAAUGGCAUUUAGGAGUGCAAGGGUGAAUUGAGCACUUCACAGAGUAGGUGUUUCCUAAUGGAAAUAUGGAAAUAGGAUCUCACUAGCUCGCUCUUGGCACUGCCCACCUCCUUGCUUGUUCUGCCCACUAUGAUUAAUUUGCUCCCAUUGGAAAGACAGGCUGUGGUCAAUCUUGGGUUAGUAAUAAACAUCUUUGUCUAGGCCUUCUCAUAAUGUCAUCAAAAAGCAUUGCUUCUCCUUCACUUAGAACUAGAAUGGUCCAUCUACAGAAGUUAUUAUGUCAGGUGCAUUAAAGAUGCACUAUGCAGAAAUCGCUCUGCCAUUUCCUGGUUGCAAAAAUACUAAUUGUUCGCCUAAUUUCAGUUUGUGACAAAACAAGCAUUCAUUGUGUAGAUAAUCAUUGUACAAUCUAAACAGUUGUGAAAUAUAUUUUCCAUAACCAAAAAUAUUGUAUUUUCAGCUGUGAGAAGCUGGUGUACAAAACCGAAAGUAAAAGACACAAAAACAGAACUUCAGAAUGGGGAAGCAUAGAAAUAGCUCAUAUAGAACAGAUCUACAGCGUCUUAGACUUGCUUUCAAUUAGAAAGAUAGAUCUAUAAUGCACAUUUCUAUGUGAAUUUGGUCUGGUCGCCCAAAAAGUUACAUAUUGUAGCUUUAAGUGAUGCUCUGUUUUGUGUUAUUUACUAGAUUUUUACAUUUCAUACAACUUAUUGGAAGAUUUUUGGUCCCUCUGAAGGCCUAGGUCCUAUGGUCAUGGUUCAUCAUUGCAUGUAUUUACUGUAUAUCUUGUACAGUUACUAAGUGUAAUACAGAGAUAAUAACAUGUUUAUACAGAGAUGUCCAACUUUGGGGGAUUUUAUUGAAAAAACAGUUCCCUUCCAUGCUUCCCAUGAAACCCCAGAAGGCAAAUGAGUGAUUCCAGCCACAUUUUAUAUUAACACAGUUGUUUACUGUACUCCAGGUAUUUGAUACUGUUUGAUACUCUUUGUGAGUCGAACCAUUUGAUGACUUAGACCUUGUGACAACGCAGUUUCACUUUCUGUCUCAGUCAUAUGGCAACUCUACAGUAAGAAUGGAUUGAGUCAGUCCAUUGCACAAUUUCCUAGAAAAUAAACAUUGUCUAAAGACAGGAAA
Molecule: messenger RNA, 4849 nt
Organism: Oncorhynchus kisutch (coho salmon)
Lineage: Eukaryota; Metazoa; Chordata; Actinopteri; Salmoniformes; Salmonidae
Product: programmed cell death 1 ligand 1
Exons: 6
Coding region: 2427-3392 (321 amino acids)
Biological process (GO): immune response; T cell costimulation; cellular response to lipopolysaccharide
Cellular component (GO): external side of plasma membrane
Source: RefSeq, a predicted model, not a curated record